Lachnellula hyalina is the source of this 960-nucleotide messenger RNA. It is a transcript of the gene rbk1, whose product is annotated as Ribokinase. The record is from RefSeq and is a predicted model, not a curated record. The coding region runs from base 1 to 960 and encodes 319 amino acids. Gene Ontology annotation, molecular function: ribokinase activity. Gene Ontology annotation, biological process: D-ribose metabolic process. NCBI's taxonomy places the organism in Eukaryota, Fungi, Ascomycota, Leotiomycetes, Helotiales, Lachnaceae. The transcript is spliced from 2 exons.
AUGUCCAAAACAAUAACAGUAAUCGGUUCACUUAACACCGACUUGGUAACACUCACUCCUCGGGUCCCCUCAGGGGGUGAGACCUUGACUGCUACUUCAUUUAGCACGGGGCCUGGUGGUAAAGGUGCAAACCAAGCCGUAGCAUGCGCCCGUCUCUCCCGCCCAAACCCCACGGCCCCCUCCUCCAUCACAGUGCGCAUGCUUGGUUCUGUAGGCGCCGAUGAAUUCGGCCCUGAAAUGAUCUCAUCCCUCCAAUCCUCCCUCAUCGACACAUCAUCCAUAACCGUCGCAGAAGGCCAAUCCACCGGCGUAGCCGUGAUCAUCGUCGAAGAAACCACCGGCGAAAACCGUAUCCUCCUCUCGCCCGGUGCAAACCACUCUCUGCUCCCCUCUUCAUUUACCUCUGCCUCUUCACUCGGCGUGCCGAAACCGGAUCUGGUGAUCCUGCAGCUAGAGAUCCCACUCGAGACCGUGUUGCAGAUUAUCAAGACCGCGAAAUCAGCCGGCGUGGAUGUGUUGCUUAAUCCAGCACCUGCCGUAAAGUUACCUGAAGAUGUGUUUAAGGGACUGGGACAUCUGAUUGUCAAUGAAUCUGAAGCUGCGAUCCUGACAUCCCGCUCUGUUGCCGAUGUUGAAGCUGACGGUUUUGAUUGGGAUGUUGUUACGUCUGAGUUCCUGUCUAAAGGUGUGAAAAAUGUUAUAGUUACAUUGGGAUCAAAAGGAGCUUUCUUUCAGAGUUCGGGUAUGGAAAAGGGCGUUUCUGUGAAGCCGGAGAAAGUAAAGAAGGUUGUCGAUACGACAGCGGCAGGCGAUACGUUUGUUGGUGCGUAUGCAGUAAGUGUGGUACAGAAGGGGGGUAAUGUGGGUGAGGAGGAUGUAAAAGGCGCUUGUAGAGCUGCGGGAAGGACCGUGGAGAAGAAGGGGGCGCAGAGUGCAAUCCCAUGGUUGGAUGAGGUUUAG